This is a messenger RNA of Malania oleifera, 1413 nucleotides long. RefSeq lists its product as uncharacterized. The coding region runs from base 262 to 1098 and encodes 278 amino acids. NCBI's taxonomy places the organism in Eukaryota, Viridiplantae, Streptophyta, Magnoliopsida, Santalales, Ximeniaceae. The transcript is spliced from 2 exons. The record is from RefSeq and is a predicted model, not a curated record.
GAUAAUGGAUAUAAAAAGCAAGGAGAAUGCGGAAGGUAGCCGGGAAGCAUUUUGAAGCCAACAACGUAAACACAUUCAUGGCCACGUUUAUGCCACCAGCAGCACAAAGACAAAACUCAAAUCCUCCAUUCUUCCAGAGUCUCCCUUCCUCAUUCUCUAACCUGGACUUCAUUUCUGAGCCAAUUGGGAAUCACAUCGUUACAGAUUAAUUAAUUAAAAAGAGAAAAAGAAAGAGGGAGAGGGAAAAGAGAAGUGGAGGCCAUGGCUUAUCUGCUACCCAACCUGCCUCCCGCCGUGCUCCGGCAAUCCAACAAAGCCGCCCAGACCUGUCUUCUCUCCCCUCUUCCCCAACCGAAACCAACACUCACUGCUCACACACUCUCUCCUCUUGCGACUCUCCAAGCUUCUCCUCCUCCUCCUCCUCCUCCUCCUCCUCUCCCUAUCACACAGUCCCCCACGUCGCAGAAUAACAAGAAGCACGACGCCAACAACAACUUCUAUGCCAACCUGGGUGUCGCCGUGCGCACCCUUCGCGAAGACCUCCCUGCUCUCUUCUCCAGAGACCUCAAUUACAACAUCUACAGGGACGACAUCACGUUUAUAGACCCAUUGAACACGUUCAGUGGUAUUGAAAACUACAAAUCCAUAUUCUGGGCGUUGAGAUUUCACGGGCGUGUGCUGUUUCGGGAAAUUUCACUGGAGGUUCUUAGGAUUUGGCAAGUGUCGGAGAACAACAUACUGAUUAGGUGGGAGUUGAGAGGUGUUCCUAGGGUUCCGUGGGAGGCAGAGGGGCAAUUUCAGGGCACCUCAUGGUACAAGCUGGAUCGAAAUGGCAAAAUUUAUGAACAUAAAGUUGAUAAUUUGGCGUUCAAUUUCCCUCACCCUAUGAAACCAGCUGCCUCCGUGUUGGAUUUGGUCGCAGGCUGCUCCACAACCCCCAAUCCAACAUUCAUGUGGUUGAGCUCCCCCGCUGACGCUGACGCAAACGCUCACUCCUCUUCUUGGUUGAGCUUUUACAGGGCGGUGCGAGAGACAUUGGAUCACCAAGCCUAUUAUUUUCUUGUUCAAGAUAGGAUAUUGGUCACAGCUACUUCAUAGCAAGCUAGCUUGCUAACUUCGAGAUGAAAACUGAAAUGGGUGCUUCACAAAUGUUUGUCAUUACGCUUCACAUACAUACCAAUAUUCAUCAAUAGCAAAAUAAUGUUCUUUCAACAAAGGGAAUGGGAGGUGUAUGUACAUAUAUAGGCAGGAAUGCUGGAAACUUGAAUUGAUGCUUUAUAUUAGUGGAGAGAGAGAGAGAGAGAAAGAUAAGCUUGGGCAUAUUCUGAGCUUACUUCCUUACAUACGUGCACAAACUUACGUUAUUUCUUCUACUGAAUCUCCUUAUAUAUUUAACUUCUGUUUGAGUUUGAA